Molecule: messenger RNA, 1622 nt
Organism: Mya arenaria
Lineage: Eukaryota; Metazoa; Mollusca; Bivalvia; Myida; Myidae
Product: protein slit-like
Exons: 2
Coding region: 97-1512 (471 amino acids)
Molecular function (GO): protein binding
Source: RefSeq, a predicted model, not a curated record
GAAAUUACCAUUCAACCAAUGUUUUUUACUGCAAAAUUUGCAAAACUUUGAGGAACCUAUUCUACUGAAUUGUGGAGGAGAAGGAGAAGGAUUGCAAUGGGUUCGUAUCCUCUUGUUUUUGUCAUCCUUGUGGCAUUACCAUUGCAAAGCAAGGCUGCAACUCCGUGUCCAAACACAGCCCAAUGCAGCUGUUCUCAGAAUAUCAUCGAAUGUCAUGACCGCCAUUUGAGCGCAGUUCCACAUUUUACAUCAGACUCCACCUUCACCGAGCUCCAUCUUCAAAACAAUGAUAUUGAUACAAUACCCGACGAUGCAUUCAAGAAUUUGCAGGGGGUUGUGCACAUCUACCUUCAAAACAACAACAUCUCCGUCGUGGAAUCGGACGCGUUUAGAGGAAAUGAACGGACUACCUUACUCGUCAAUUUCUCUCGUAAUAGUCUAACGGAUUUUCCAACAGCACUGGGCGUUCUCCAAAUUGUUCAGAGUAUAGAUGUUUCCUACAAUCCAAUCGACCAGAAUCAUUUUGAUGAACAUACAAUGUACGAACUGGGAGAUACACUCACAAGUCUUGUUUUUGGAUCAAACGAUCUUGAGCAGUGGCCAAUAACUCUUCGCCAUCUACAAGCACUCACAGUCCUCAGCGUGCUAGGAGGAUCGUUUUAUACUCUCCCUCCGACUGCGUUUCACGGUUUUGAAGGGACCCUCAAAACACUGACAAUACAGAACACAAAGUUAAUUGCAGUUCCGUUCGCUCUUUCAAAACUCAGGUUUCUUACCCACCUGUAUUUUGACCACAACCACGAUAUUGGUGACUCAGGAAUUUUGAUAACUUCUCUUAGCAAUAGGACACUCAACAAUCUCGAAUUCGUAUCGCUAAAGGAUGACGCACUGACCAUCUUUCCAUCUCUUCUGCAGUAUCUUCGAAACGUGGACACUCUUAUACUUGAUUCAAACAGACUUGCGUUUGUCAGCGAUUCGUCAGUACAAAAUGCCGUCGGUACAGCCAUUCGAUAUUUGAGUCUCCGAAACUGCUCUCUGUCCAGAGUGCCAGGGGCCCUUUCAAAGCUUACCAACUUGACCAAGUUGGAUCUUGCAGAGAAUGACAUUAGGAGUUUCGAGAACAGCGAUUUUACGAACAUGAGAAAGCUACAAGAACUUAUAAUAACCAGAAAUCCGCUUGAAUUCAUCGCCAACGAAACAUUUAAGGACCUAUAUUGUCUAGAAAAACUUGACAUCAACGAAUCAAACAUCAAAACUAUGCCGCAAGCCAUCAAAUUUCUUAACAGUCUUACAACACUACGCCUUCCACUUGACAAAAUCGAAUGCACGUGUAACAUCGUAUGGUUGAAGCAGUUCAUGGAGAAAUGUAACACCAACUUACAUAUCGAUGGCUCGUGUGAAACAAUCGACUCGUCAGUAGCAGAUUACCUGAGGAUUCACAUACCGAACUGCCCCAAUUUCAGUGGCAACUCUACCCUGUGCUCCCCUAACCAUUGCACCCCGUCUGGGUAAGCAGGAGACGCAUGAGACCACAAGUAUUGAUUAUGACUUUGAAUAUUGACAUGAGUUACCGCAUUGUUAACGUUGUACAUAUAUCUAAUAAAAUAUUUGAUUGCAUUGUA